Messenger RNA from Plasmodium berghei ANKA, 378 nucleotides. Its product is annotated as nuclear transport factor 2, putative. Gene Ontology annotation, biological process: nucleocytoplasmic transport. The coding region runs from base 1 to 378 and encodes 125 amino acids. The record is from RefSeq and is a predicted model, not a curated record. Gene Ontology annotation, cellular component: nuclear pore central transport channel. The transcript has 3 exons. NCBI's taxonomy places the organism in Eukaryota, Apicomplexa, Aconoidasida, Haemosporida, Plasmodiidae.
AUGGAUAUGCUAAAUCCUCAAUUUGAAGCAAUUGGAAAGGAAUUUGUAAACCACUAUUUCCAGCUAUUUAAUACGGGACGAAAUGAAUUGGCUAGCCUUUAUAAAGACAUAAGUAUGAUGAGUUUCGAAAAUGACCAAUGUAGAGGAACUAACCAAAUAAUCGAACGAUUAAAUAAAUUGCCACCAACAGUAGUACAUAAAUGCUUAAGCUUGGAUAUUCAACCCACCCCAAAUAAUGGUAUUUUAAUAUUAGUUUGUGGUGAUAUAAUUAUUGAAGAAAAUAAGCCUUUAAAAUUUGUUAGGACCUUUCAUCUAUUCCCUUUACCUAGUGGCGGAUAUUUCAUUUUCAAUGAUUUAUUCAGAUUUUGUAUUAGUUAA